CCUCCUUCUCCAUACCUUGUUACUUCUCUUACAUUAGAUUCUCAACAAGUUUUUUGCUCAAUCAAAAUCAUGGCGCCGAAAGAGACCAAGUUCAAGGUUGCUGCGGCUCAUGCCGCACCCGUGUUCAUGAACAAGGCUGCCUCAAUCAAGAAAACCGUUCGAAUCAUUGAGCAAGCUGCUGCAGAGGACGUCAAGCUCCUUGUGUUCCCUGAAACGUUUAUCCCUGGCUACCCGUACUGGUCGGAGUGCUACCCCCCGCUGAAACAAGUCGGCGCUUUGGCCCAGUAUGCGGAGGAAAGUGUCGUGGUAGAACCUAAUGGCGGGGACGUGAGCGCUAUUCAGGAUGCCUGUCGACGAACCGGCGUAGCCAUCAACUUGGGCAUAUCCGAGCGUAUCGCAAAUGGCCACACGCUGUUCAACUCUCAAGUCAUCAUCGACAGCGAUGGAACGAUUCUCGGUGUUCACCGCAAACUUCAGCCCACGUACGCUGAGCGUUACAUCUGGGCCCAAGGCAAUGGUAGCUCUCUGCGCAACUGGCCCCUCUCGCUUGGCUAUAAUCUCGGCGGCCUCGCGUGCUGGGAGCACACUAUGAACGGUGCUCGUCAAGCCUUGAUCACCCAGAACCAGCAUAUCCAUGCUGGAGCUUGGCCAGCGCUGUCCACCAUGUCUAGUUUUGAGGCGGUCGCUGAUGCCCAGAUCGAGGCGCUAAUGAAGGCACAUGCUCUGACUGCACAAGUCUUCGUUAUCACAGCAUCCAACUACGUGGACCAGCAGUGCCUCGACUGGAUGGAAGAGAAUCUUGGGAAGCAAGACCUAGUCAAAGCUGGAGGAGGCUGGUCAGCGAUCAUUCAUCCGUUCUGCUCCUAUAUUGCGGAACCGCAUACUGGCGGGGUGGAGAAGUUGGUGCAGGGUGAGAUUGACUUUUCGCACUUGGGACCGGUCAAGGUUUGGAUUGAUGCAGCCGGUCACUAUCAGCGUCCGGAGAUCUUGCAAUUCGCGUUUGACCCACGGCCGCACUGGGCUGAUGAGAAGCUAGAUCGCUUCAAGCGUGUGGAUGACAAGAAGGUGAAGGAGGAGACAAGCGAACAGUCACAGUAGUUGCAUGCAUUCUCUGUGCUCUAAUAGUAUGAACUAGACUGUCUCUCGGGCUCAAUCUUAAAGUCAAUGAAGCGAUACGUCGCCUCGUACGCGCGGUUGUAGAAAACGAGCCUCAUUGUAUCUCGGCCCGGUCGUCUUGCAUAGAAUUUGAAGCGGUACCCAGUCUGGAUCUCGGGCUCAUUCGGGUCCAUUGUGAAUUUCUCGUUAUAUACCCAGGACUUCUUCUCGAAGUCUGCGCGAGUGCCCUUCUCGUAGUCGGUCAGGAAUAUGUUCUGCGUGACGAGUGUUAGCUACAGUUGCCAUACAGAUCGAGUAUGCAUACCCCAU
Molecule: messenger RNA, 1425 nt
Organism: Cucurbitaria berberidis CBS 394.84
Lineage: Eukaryota; Fungi; Ascomycota; Dothideomycetes; Pleosporales; Cucurbitariaceae
Product: carbon-nitrogen hydrolase
Exons: 2
Coding region: 70-1098 (342 amino acids)
Molecular function (GO): catalytic activity
Source: RefSeq, a predicted model, not a curated record